AUGCCAUCGGCGCUAUUCCUUGGUCAGACUUUGAAAGGCCGAACGGCGCUUUACACCGUCGUAAAACAACUCCAGGACUGUGUCUGGCUUGCGACGAAUGAGUCUCAGCAAAAAGUGAUCGCAAAGAGUGUCCGGCACUUUCGAUUACAGAACGAGCGAGAUGUGCUACUUCGUUUUCAACGCCGAACAUCUGCUAUCCGCCCACUCGUUGAGGAGCUCGAAGACACUAAUUCCCCUCCUACACUUAUCCUAAAAUACCUCGAUGACGAUGUUCUGAACGCAUCGAACAAACAACAGCUUACUCAUUCCGAGGUGGUGUUUGUCGCAAGAAAGGUGCUCGAAGCACUUGCCGUCUUGCAUGAUGAGGGAUUUGUACACACUGAUAUCAAGCCCAGCAACGUAUUUUGGAAGCACCGUUCACGUGGAGCUCACCUUCAAAUGAAAUGGGGUACUGCAACAGAUAUUUGGUCAUUUGGUGCAACGCUUAUCAGCCUCCUCUACGGAUCUGGAUUUCACAUUUUCAAACCCGAUGUUCCUCCGGAUCAUGACGAGUACGAUGUCAAGAUUCUUCUGAAGCACCAUAGAUGCUUCGGUCCAUUUCCAGAGUCGUACGAACAGAUCGCGGACCAACAACGGUUGGCCAUUCUUACGUGGGUCAUGCAGAACAGUCCACCGGAGACUCUGCGGCCGUUCCAUCUUACCACUACUAAGGAAAUCUGUCAGGACGAUAAGGAAUUCUUGCUAAGGAUAAUGAGGCUAGACCCUCGAGAUAGGCCAUCAGCACGACAACUCUUAGAAGACCAGUGGUUCAAUCAGUCUUGA
Molecule: messenger RNA, 822 nt
Organism: Aspergillus calidoustus
Lineage: Eukaryota; Fungi; Ascomycota; Eurotiomycetes; Eurotiales; Aspergillaceae
Source: the annotation of a GenBank genome assembly